AUGGUGAAUGGCACGAGCUGUCUUGAGACAUCUGCCAGGCACAGGAGGGGUCUCCGUGCCCUGGGUGCUGAAGGGGUGUCCUCCUAUUGCAGGAGCAUGGAAGGCCUUUAGGACCCGGGGGAGGCAGGCUCUGCGUGGCCGAGGCGCGUGCACCCAGCCGCACACACACCCGCGCGGUCCCUGCCCAAAAAAGCACAGCCUCCAGGAGCCCCGGCCCACUCCUUCGCCGCUCCUGGGGAAGAAGCUCUGGAGCUGAGGCGCACCAAGGAAGGCGACCUCUCCGCCUCCCUGAACCCCUCUCUCUGCCUUUGAGGCCAGCAUCCCUGCGGAGGACCUCACCCGAGGCGGGGCUGCGCGGGGUUCCAAAGAGAACAAUGAUAAAAGAAGCUUAUUUCCCUGGAUGGAUAUCUAGGAAUGAGAACUGAAAGUGAGAGCUCUAUGUGUGAAUAUGAAAGAUAUGUUUCAGGACAACGCAAACAGUUAAAUGCCCUUGAAUGGAUGUUAGUUGAAUGGGACGAGUAUUUCAUCUGAUUACAUUUCUGAAAUUAAGGAUUUGGAAAAGGCUUUUGUAAAGAUGACCCAUUUACAUGCUGGACUCAGUCCAGAGACUAUCGAGAAAGCCCGUCUGGAACUCAAUGAAAACCCAGAUGUUUUGCAUCAGGAUAUCCAACAAGUCAGAGACAUGAUCAUCACUAGGCCUGACAUUGGAUUUUUACGUACAGAUGAUGCCUUCAUCUUGAGAUUUCUCCGAGCCAGAAAGUUUCACCAAACAGAUGCCUUCAGGUUACUGGCUCAAUACUUCCAGUACCGUCAGCUAAAUCUGGAUAUGUUCAAAAAUUUCAAGGCUGAUGAUCCAGGGAUAAAGCGUGCCCUGAUUGAUGGAUUCCCGGGGGUGCUGGAAAACCGCGACCACUGUGGCAGGAAGAUUCUUCUGCUCUUUGCAGCCAACUGGGAUCAGAGUAGGAAUUCUUUCGUAGACAUUUUACGGGCCAUUCUGUUGUCCUUAGAAGUUCUCAUUGAAGAUCAAGAACUUCAGAUAAAUGGCUUCAUUCUAAUUAUAGACUGGAGUAAUUUCUCCUUCAAGCAAGCCUCCAAAUUGACACCUUCUAUCCUCCGACUGGCCAUUGAAGGCUUACAGGACAGCUUUCCUGCUCGCUUCGGGGGAGUCCAUUUUGUGAAUCAGCCUUGGUACAUCCAUGCCCUGUACACGCUCAUCAAGCCAUUCCUCAAAGACAAGACAAGGAAAAGGAUCUUUCUUCACGGAAACAAUUUGAAUAGUCUUCACCAGCUUAUACACCCUGACUGCCUGCCCUCAGAGUUUGGAGGGACCCUUCCUCCUUACGACAUGGGCACAUGGGCUCGGACAUUACUUGGUCCAGACUACAGUGAUGAGAAUGACUACACUCACACGUCCUACAAUACCAUGCACGUGACGCACUCAUCUUCCACCGUGGAGAGAGAAUGUUCACCCAAACUCAUGAAAAGGUCUCAGUCAGUGGUGGAACCUGGAACGCUGAAACAUGAGGAACAGCAUGAGAAUGAGAAUACCCAGCCACUCCUGGCUCUGGACUGAGUCUGAAUUCAUCGUGAAACACAAAUGCAUUAUCAGACUUUCAUGGUGCAAAAAAACCCAUGAAGCAAAAGACAGGUUUAAUACACAUCAACACACAUUCAGCUUGAAAGCCAAGCUCUCCAUCUUUGCAGAGCAAGUACAGAUCAUCACCAGCCAUAUGUUGAUGUGGCCAAAACCAAAGAGGAGAUUCCUCAUGGCCCAGAGUUUUAAGCUAAAGAGUUUGAUUGUAAAAUAUAAGUUUACCCUUCCCCCUUUCUUUCAUGACAUAUGAGUAUUAAGAAUGGUUGCCGCUUAGGGGAGGCUACUUUCUGUGAUCACAUACUCAAGAUGCAUCAGUUGAGGUUUUCCAGUAUUGCUUAAGCAGGGAUUGUCAAAAUCUCAGAGUGUAGGAAAGAGAGGGAAAUGAAAUAGAAGGCAUCUUGAAUGUAUUAUUGUAACAACAGGCGUAACUCAUUUUGCAGCACAUCGAUAGUGGCCAUGGGCGAUCAGUUGCAACAUAUCUGGAGCGCACCUGAUUGGGGAAGGAUUUAUUGCAGAUUCCUCCAUUUUCUGUACUUCCCAGCAUUUCCCUUUUACAUAAAUAAAUAAACAAUGCUAAGCAAUCACCAGCAGAAAUUUGUUCAGCUCUCCAGUAUGUGAUCUUAUCACCUGAACUCUUUCCAGGGAUCACUUAUUUUGGUCCAGGGGAAUGGGACCAUUCUUAACUUUUGGAAGCCCUUAUAACCUGUCUGCUCAAUGUGAUGAGAAAACUGGGAUGCAGACACAGGUAAUUUGGAAAUCAAUUGUUUAAGUUUAACAAUAUGGAUUGUUCUCUACUUCAUGCACCCUACAGACAACAGCACUGGGUAGAAUAGAUGUGGUAGUGGCAGUAAAGGCAAAAAGGAGGCAUUAGAGCUCAAUGGAAAUACUAUUGGUGAUUAAUGUUCCACUCCAGGUUCUUUCAUUUAGGUCACUUCAACAAAUGAAAGCUCAGCAGAGCUGUUUAACCACCUUCUCUCCUGCAAUCAGCUAAAGGUAUAGCCAGAGGGCUUGGCUGACUGCAGAUACAGGCCAUGCUUAUAAUGGAAAGGGAAAACUCGCAAUGAAUUAUUCAAUAUGCCUCCAUUAGAAUGAACUGUGGGAAAAGAAAAGGGGGAAAAAGUGUAGAACUGAAAUGCCAAAGAUCAGUUUGCCAUUCCUUUGCUCUAUUUGCAGAAACAACAACACCCAUGCCUACACUGAAAUGAAAA
This is a messenger RNA of Anolis sagrei ordinatus, 2802 nucleotides long. RefSeq names its product clavesin 1 (gene CLVS1). Gene Ontology annotation, biological process: lysosome organization. Gene Ontology annotation, cellular component: membrane; endosome; clathrin-coated vesicle. Gene Ontology annotation, molecular function: phosphatidylinositol bisphosphate binding. The record is from RefSeq and is a predicted model, not a curated record. Lineage: Eukaryota; Metazoa; Chordata; Lepidosauria; Squamata; Anolidae.